GUACGCAUGAGGAAAAAAACGGCCCUCCUCUGCUCGUGCCUUGGGGCACGCUUUUCUGAUAAAAAGCCUUUAAAGCCUCUCUCUGAAUAACAGAACCGAGGCGUCGUCCUCAAACCGACAAGGGUUCCGACGUGACCACCAGGCACGUUUCCACGUUCUUCCCUCUUCCGUGUCCUGGAUUGAAAGCGUCGUCAGCUGCGCUGGGAGCCACCCUCGCUCGCCAAGGAUGUGAGCGCGAGGGGAUAAUGUUAUUAACGCGCGCGAGGUAAUGAAUGAACACGCGCCACCCACGGUCCUCUCUGUGGACUCGUGUCGUCCUAGCGGGCGUCACGCCUGAGGAAAAAAAAGCGCAGAAGGAAGAAAGGUGGCAACCUCGGGCGGCCGCUAGAGGGCUCCGCCUCUGGCUAAAGGCGGGAAGGUGGCUUUCUCUCCCCACGCCCGGCUACCCACCGGGCUAUUGGAGGCGAGGUCGCCCGCUGGUGCAAAUGCUUUUGCUGCUGCCGGUGGCGCUGGAGGGCGGCUUGUGCUCUCCGAGGGGGCCUUCCAGGCAGAGGGAGCACCGCCUCGUCUUGCAGCCCUUGCAUCAGGCCGCCUGCCUUAAGAAGUGGACGCCGUCCCGCCGUCUCUCCUCCUGCCCCAGGUGGCAGAAUGACUGGGGACCAUCCUGAACUCGUGUUGGCAGGAAGGCGCUUGUGAAUAUGGCUCAAGUCCCAGAAGCUUUUGUGGAAGUGACUGUGUCUUCAACUGGAGGGCUGCGCUCCCUUGUAAGCCGUCAUCCCCAGAAAGCCUUACAUAAGAAUACCAUGCAGGAAGACUACACGAUCAAGGCUUCACUAGGAGGAUUCCCUAUUCACACCUCUGAACUGCUGACCCGCCUGGACCGUGGGGAAGUGGCCUGGGUCCCAGAUCUCCAGAGCUCUGAUGAGAGCACAGAUGAAGGCCCAGUGAAGCCCACACUGAAGCGAUGGCCAAAGGGAGGGGCCUGGUGGGAUCGGUACAGAAGUCCAGCAAAGUACCCCAGUUCAGAUUCCAGCAGUUCAGAUGAUGACCAAAGGAGUGAGGUGGAAGGUGAGAAACCUCAGCGUAGUCAUAGGCUGACGAUACUUCGCCGAAGUGUACUUGACAUUUGUAGGGGGAACAGAUUCCAGAGUGUAAAGACAAAAGAGUCCCUUAAUAACGGAUCCCAGUCUAAGAGAUCCCAAGGAAGCCAGAGCAACUUAAUUGAAGCAGGUGACGUCCGUGAGAACACAGUCAAGGAGAGGGUGGCAGAAGAGGAACAGCAGUUCUCCUGCCUUACCUGUGGCCAGUUCUUUAAGUCAAAAAUAUCCCUUUCCAAUCACCAGAGAAUACACUUUAAAGAGAAUGCCACCUAUGAAUGCUCUUUCUGUGGGAAAAAGUUUGCAAUCCAGAAGAAGCUUACUGCUCAUCAGAGAAGCCAUGCAAGAGAGAAGGAUGACAACCAUCCAAGCAGAGCUACAGAGAAUCUAAAAACCUGCCCAGAAGAGAUGCCUUAUAAAUGUCUAGAGUGCAAGAAAUGCUUUACGCUGAAGGACCACCUCUUACUACAUCAAAGGAGACACACAGCAGAAAAGCCCCAUAAAUGCUCUGAGUGUGGGAAAAGCUACAUUCGGAAAGAACAUCUUGCCAGACACCAAAAAAUCCACCAAGGUCCAAAAACUAAUACAUCUCCUGAGAAGAAAGUGACAGUGGAAGAUUCACCUGAAACCUCUGAAAAAAGAUCAUCUACAGCCCUCGUCCGUGAAAUAACCAGCUUAUCAGAUGUUGGCACCACUAACUAUCAGGAAACCCAAACAAGUCUGUACAAAUGCCAGUUUUGUGGGAAAUACCUCAGAUCGAAAACUUUGCUUGUGGAUCAUGAGAGAAUUCAUAGGGAACUGAGACCCUAUAAGUGUCCCCAGUGCCAGAAAAGCUUUCAUUUUAAAUAUCGUCUAAAUAUGCACCAAAAGAUUCAUAUGAGACAAGCAGACUGCCAAUAUCGUGGGAGAUGUCCGAGUACAACUGUUCCACUUGCUAAACAUGAGAAGCUCCAUACCAGAAAGAGACCCUAUAAUUCUUAUAAAUGUCCCAAAGGUUUCAUUCAGAAACCCCACCUGCUUCGACACCAGGAGACCAAUGUGAAGCGAAAAGGCUUUAUCAAGAGAACAAACAGCCUAACUGCACUUGAAGGAAUCUUUACAGAACCAAACCUGUGUAAGGGCCCCAUCCACAUGCAGUCUGUCACGCACAACUCAGGCCUUGCCACGUACCAGAAAAGCCAUACAAAGGGCAAGUGUUAUAAAUGUCAGAAUUGUGGAAAACGUAUGAAAAAGAAGGCCUUUCUCAUAAAUCAUAUGAAAAUCCACAGGAAAAAAAAGAAAUAUCAAUGUUGGAAAUGUUGGGAAAGCUUUUCUCAGAAGAACCACCUUGCUGUCCACCAGAGAAGGCAUGUGAGAGAAAAGCUUUCCAUAUGCUUGGACUCUGACAGAAAACGUACCAAAAAAAAGACCCUGUCCACUCACAAACAUGAGAAUCUCCUCACCAAAAAACUGUCAUGCUGCUACUGCAGUAAAAGCUUUGACAAUAAUUAUUCUCUGACCAGGCAUGAAAAGAUCCACUCAGGGGAAAAGCCCUUCAGAUGUGCAAUAUGUGAUAAAGGUUUCAUUGAAAGCUACAACCUGAAGAGACAUGAGAAAACCCAUUUGAAAGGAAGUGGCUUUAAACAUCACAGGAUGCCCUUGCUGCAAAGACCUUUCACAUGUGCCGUGUGUGGAAAAGGCUUUGUUCAUACGUUGAAUUUGAAGAGACAUGUGAAAACCCACCUGAAAAAAAAUGGCUACAAACAGCCCACUAUAGCUGAGGUAAGCCAUGUGUUCUCCAAUUGCAUGAAUGAUAUUUACUUUCAGGGGAAGGGCCAUGGGGGUCCACCUGAAAACAUUAAACGACAGGCAGCAUCAAAAACAGCUGAAAACGAUUCUUUAGAGGACACCAGUGAGUCAGAAACAGAACCUCAGGCAGUAUUAGGUAAAGGAUCUAAAACAGGAACUCCUAGAGGUUCCGAACAGCGAAAAAUGCAGGUCAAGGUAGAUGUAGAAUCAUCCAGAAAAAGAAAAAGACAUUGUCAACAAAACUACAGAGGAGUCUCUGCCAACCAGGUAAUGACACCAAAGAAGAAGCUAAGAAAAGAAGACAAUGUUAUUCUGCAUUACAAAGAAGACGAACACUUCAUCCAUCAGCAGAAUGAACCACAGAAGAAUUCUGAAAAGAUCCAUCUCCGGAGUUGUGAAAUGGUUGGUUGGCAGUUGAGAUCGCAGGCCAUGCCAAGAAGAAAAUCGCAGAGAGGGGUACGUCCGGCUGGUCAGCGAGUCAGAUCUUGCUUCUGUCAGAAGGAGGGAGUAGAGAUGGCACCAAGGAAGAUACCCUCAAACUCCAGAAUCUGCAAGAAAUCCCAAAACUCCCAAGUUUGCAGAAAGCUAAAAGCUUGUUCUCAAGGGCCCCCAAAUACAACUGUUUCCUCUGAGUUGUUUAAAAGUAGCCCAAAGAAUGGUAAAUCAGGAAGACCCUGUGUUAGUCUGCCAUUCCAGAGAACAUUGCCUGAAGAAUCCAAAAUGGAGGCUACUGAAAGUGCUACAUCAGAGUGGUUGGGUUGUUCUGAAAAGGAAAGAGGGUUACAGAAAAUGUUAGGAAAAGAACUGGAAGACAGUGCCAACUCUCAGAGCCGCAGGACCAAAAAAUGCCAGGCAUACAAUGCCACUGACAAGGCAGAGUCUCAAGUUUCACCAUUGGUGUCAGGAAGUGACAUCGAACAGAAUGGCCUCUCAAAUGCAGCUCUUCAGAAAGUGGCAACAGCAUCCAUUGGACAGCAAAUGGAAGCACAGUCAAUGUCAGCAGGAGAACCUUUUUCAUAUAGUCGUGAGGAAGGAGGAGGUUGCACUGAAACAGUGAGAGAACUGCAAAGUAGUGCUUGUCAGAGAGAAAUCAUUGCUGGUCAACAGGCUAAACAUGUUUGCACACAGUGUAACAAGUCCUUCAGGAGCCGAGAAAACCUUUUUGUACAUGAGAAGAACCACAGAGAGACUAGGCCCUUUGCAUGCAUUCAUUGCAAGAAAAGCUUCUACACAGUGCAGUCCCUUAAAACUCAUGUGAGAAUUCAUACAGGAGAAAAGCCAUUCAGAUGCACCGAAUGUGAUUUCUGUGCUAACACGAGUUCUGCUCUCCACCAUCACCGGAAAACCCACAGCCAGUGGAAACCCUAUUCGUGCCAGCAGUGCAAAGAAAGCUUCUGGUUCGUCCACAGCCUUAUCCUCCAUUUGGGGGUCCACAAUACAAAAGAGCCCUACAUGUGCUCAGACUGCGGGCGCAAAUUUGCGCGCAAGAAUGGGCUCAUUCUGCAUAGGAAAGCUAAACACAGUUCAAAAGCUGCAGAGUAAGCCUAUAGGGUCCUUCUGCGGGUGAGGUAAGCAUGUGCAAAGAUUCCCAGUACAUGUGCUCACUGCAACAACACGGAAGUGUUACAGUACACUUCACCAUGCUAUGCCAAGACUGAGAAGAACACAUGCAUGUGCUUUUUGGGUUUACUUUCUUCCACAUCUGUGGAGGAUCGUAACAUCUUUCAGCCAGGCAGACCUUCCUAACACUAUGCAAUAGCUCAUCCGUUGUGCCUGGGCCAACUCUUCCUGCAUGUAGAGGCUAUGACCAAAGUAUGUUUAUUACUUGCCAGGUGAUACCUCUCUGAACAACACCAGGAAUUUUAAUUUGAACCAUCAUAAGUAUAUUCCUCCCACCACACACCCACACACCCCAAAUCUUUUGGAAGCAAAAGAACAAAAAUAUGAGCCAAACACUUUUAUAAGAUGGUUACAGUAAUAAGUGGGGAGUGGGUUAGAAUGAUGUUGAAUAUAUAAUUUUAAUUCAGGGUGGGAAACUUCUGAGAUGUUGUUAGGCCAUUUUUUUACCCCACAUUGGGCUUUGGAGGCCUGCAUACCUCCAUUACACAUCCCUCCCUCUGUUGGUCACUUCUAGUUUAAAAAAUUCCUUUUUGGCCUAAAAACAAGCCUUGGGGCAGAAGUGAAUAAAAUGGCAAAUACAGGCAGUUUAUUGUUACGAGGAGGGAUAAAUAUUGAGGGGCUUGGAAAUUUUUGUGCGGCCAAUGGGCUGCAUUUGGCCUACCUGUUUUAAAUAAGGAUUGAAAGCCAUUUUGACAGAUACUGUUUUACUGCUCUAGUUUUUUACUGCCUUCUUUCCUGCCUGUGAAACCACCCCUCUGAUUUCUUCUGGGGUUGAGCAAGAACUAUGAAGUGCCUUUUGUUAGAUAGUUUUCAGGAUCCAUUCCCGUUCUCACCACUUAAUGCCAUUUAUAAAUAUUUUGUAAUUUUUUGUUAUGUAAUAAAACUCAAUUAUAUCUCA
Messenger RNA from Pogona vitticeps (central bearded dragon), 5403 nucleotides. RefSeq lists its product as uncharacterized. Lineage: Eukaryota; Metazoa; Chordata; Lepidosauria; Squamata; Agamidae. The record is from RefSeq and is a predicted model, not a curated record. Gene Ontology annotation, biological process: regulation of transcription by RNA polymerase II. Gene Ontology annotation, cellular component: nucleus. Gene Ontology annotation, molecular function: DNA-binding transcription activator activity, RNA polymerase II-specific; RNA polymerase II cis-regulatory region sequence-specific DNA binding.